This is a messenger RNA of Emys orbicularis (European pond turtle), 2066 nucleotides long. RefSeq names its product thioredoxin related transmembrane protein 2 (gene TMX2). NCBI's taxonomy places the organism in Eukaryota, Metazoa, Chordata, Testudines, Emydidae. Gene Ontology annotation, cellular component: membrane-bounded organelle. Gene Ontology annotation, molecular function: disulfide oxidoreductase activity. The transcript has 8 exons. Bases 37 to 939 code for a protein of 300 amino acids. The record is from RefSeq and is a predicted model, not a curated record. Gene Ontology annotation, biological process: brain development.
GUCCCCGCGGCGGCGGGCCGGUCAGUGUAGGUGAAGAUGGCGGUCCUGGCCCCGCUCUUGGCGCUGUUCUACUCGGUGCCCGGGCUCUGCCGCUGGCUGGCGCGGCCCUACUACCCGCUCUCGGCGCUGCUCUCCGCCGCCUUCCUGCUGGUGCGCAAGCUGCCGCCGCUCUGCCAGGGGCUGCCCACGCAGCGCGAGGACGGGAACCCCUGUGACUUCGACUGGCGGGAGGUGGAGAUCCUCAUGUUCCUCAGCGCCAUCGUGAUGAUGAAGAACCGCAGAUCCAUCACCGUGGAUCAGCACCUGGGGAACAUCUUCAUGUUCAGUAAAGUGGCCAACGUAAUCCUCUUCUUCCGGCUGGAUGUGCGGAUGGGGCUGCUCUACCUGACGCUCUGCAUAGUGUUCCUGAUGACCUGCAAGCCGCCUCUGUACCUGGGCCCAGAGUAUAUCAAAUACUUCAGCGAUAAAACCAUCGACGAGGAACUGGAGCGGGACAAGCGGGUGACCUGGAUUGUGGAGUUCUUUGCCAACUGGUCCAAUGAAUGCCAGUCGUUCGCGCCCAUCUACGCCGACCUGUCUCUCAAGUACAACUGCACGGGGCUCAACUUCGGCAAGGUGGACGUGGGCCGCUACCCCGAUGUCAGCACCAGGUACACAGUGAGCACCUCACCCCUCACCAAGCAGCUGCCCACCCUGAUCCUCUUCCAGGGCGGGAAGGAGGUGAUGCGCCGGCCGCAGAUCGACAAGAAGGGCCGGGCCGUCUCCUGGACCUUCUCCGAGGAGAACGUGAUCCGGGAGUUCAGCCUGAACGAGCUGUACCAGAAGGCCAAGAAACUGUUGAAGCAGCGAGACGAGGGGCCCAAGGAGCCACCGGAGCAGCAGGAUCCCCUGGUGGCCAGCACGGAGCUCCCCAACGGCGAGAGCAAGAAGGACAAAUAGACCUGCCUCGCUCCCUGUAGUUGCCCCCCCGCCCUCUCCCGGCAGCUGUUCCAUGGUGCCCAGCACAACCUGUCUCGAAGACGGUGACGAGGGGAGCUGCGUGAGGGAGUCACCACCCUCCCUCUGGGGCUCAGCCAUGCCCCAGCUCCCCAGUGGGCCAUGCUGGACUGUUCAUGUCUCUGUGGCAUCUUGUUUAUUCCUGUUCCUCUCUGGCAUCACUUCAAGAACUGGCUGCUGAUUGGCUGCAAGGGGUGGGCAGUGAUUGGUCCAGCAGGGGCUGGGGGUAGAAUUCCCCUAGGACUCUAGAGCAGCUGAGUUUAAGGGUGCACCCUCUCCCGGUUGAGUGGAAGCAGUGGGGGUGUGGAUGGAGAGUGUUGACUUGACCUGAACCAGCUUGGGGUGGGGGGGUAUUGCUGAUGGGCCCAACCACUUCUUCCUGGAAGAUAUUCUCUCCUUCCCCCCCCUUUUCUGUUUGCGGGUAAGGAGAUGCACGGGACUCUUCCCAGCCAUACGGUGCAUGUGUGGGGUGUAGGUCAGGUCCCCAUUGGACCUGUUCUCCCCCAUGGCUUGCUUGGGAGGGCUGUUGGCUAACCCAGUGGCUGGGAGAGAAGAGCUGGAGAGUAUGUGCUGCUCUGGGGGCAGCAGAGAAGCCUGAGCGUGUAACUCUCUCUGCCCAGCCCGGGGCUGGUGGGAACUGGUCUCUGCUGCUCUGGAGGACUCCUGGCCAGUGCCUGACUUCUGCCCCUUCCCCGCUGAAGAGCCACUACUAGUUUCCUUUCCCUUCCUUCCUGCUGGUCUUGAUUUAACCCUUCAUGUGCCAAAAGUCCGCUCCUGGGGCAAGGAGGGCAGGUGGUGCCAGGCUGAGUGUAGCACCUGAACUCCUUGUGAGCUGGAGGGGGGGAAUUGACUGGUUGGCCCUAGAAGGGCUCCCUGUUUCUGUGCCUGCAGCUGCCUGGGCCACUGCCCCUCCUGAAUCAUAGCAAGGGGCUCCUCAUCCCAGCCAUGAAGGGGAGAGGAAGUUGUGGUGGCUGAGCAGCUGUGGCUCCUAGGACAAAUACUCCAUGCUUCUGUUAAUCAUCUCUUCCUGUGACAGUGUCUGUAAUAAACCAAGCUAAGAAUGAACCCUC